AUGGCAGACAAGCUCGACCUCGAUCAGAUCCUAGAGUUCGCAAAGGACACUGCCCGCAAGCUCAUCCAGGACGGCCAGAAGCGCCGCAUGCAGGAGAAUGCGUCGCAGGACCAGAAGGUCAACUCGGUUGACUUCGCAGCUGACACCAGCAUCGGCGAGGAGACCUAUGACGGCCAGAAGAUCACUGACGACCCGACCUGGAUUGCUGCUUGGCGUGCCGCAUUAGCUAAACACCAGCCCGAUCGACGGCACGACAAACUUCGGCAAGCCGGUCGUCGGCGUCGUGUACAACCCCUUCCUGAACCAGAUGUACUCUGCCGCCGAGGGCCGGGGUGCGUACGCCGACAGCACCAAGCUCCCGCGCACGAAGAAGGGUCUGAACGACCUCGGCGAGGCUCUGUGAGCUCUCCCAGUCACCGACGAGCUAACAUUAGUGUCGCUGUCGAGUACGGCUCCUCGCGCCGCGACCCGGCCAUGUCGAACAAGCUCAACUCAUUCAAGAAGCUGACCAGCGACAAGAAGGACGGCGGCAAGAUGGUGCACUCGCUGCGCUCUGUUGGCUCUGCCGCCCUCAACAUCUGCAUGGUCGCUGCGGGCGACAUUGAUGUGUAA
Messenger RNA from Trichosporon asahii var. asahii CBS 2479, 612 nucleotides. RefSeq lists its product as uncharacterized. Gene Ontology annotation, biological process: inositol metabolic process; signal transduction. Lineage: Eukaryota; Fungi; Basidiomycota; Tremellomycetes; Trichosporonales; Trichosporonaceae. The transcript is spliced from 5 exons. Gene Ontology annotation, molecular function: inositol monophosphate 1-phosphatase activity. The record is from RefSeq and is a predicted model, not a curated record. The coding region runs from base 1 to 612 and encodes 203 amino acids.